Molecule: messenger RNA, 4864 nt
Organism: Astyanax mexicanus (Mexican tetra)
Lineage: Eukaryota; Metazoa; Chordata; Actinopteri; Characiformes; Acestrorhamphidae
Gene: cobll1b
Product: cordon-bleu WH2 repeat protein-like 1b
Exons: 14
Coding region: 204-3623 (1139 amino acids)
Molecular function (GO): actin monomer binding
Source: RefSeq, a predicted model, not a curated record
ACAGAGGAGCGACUGUUGAGUGGGGCAGGACUCCGGCAGAAAUGGUGGGAGUUGCAGAAUGCUAAAGUCUCAGAGGGAAGAGCGACGCUAGUGAUCCGGCUGCGUGGAAAAAACACGGCGAUGCAAGACGAGCGCCAGACAGGCGCACAGGAGCGAGGGUACAAAACGCGGAUGGCACGAUUUUAGAGGUUUUAGCAAUACUGAUGAGAGUGGACAACCGCGCAGAGGAUCACUGGCGAUCAGGUCCCAGGGUCAACCCUGUGCAGCCAAGUGUUAGUAUGGACGGUGAUGAUCAGCAGGACAGCCCUCACAGGUGCCCUUCAGACACACGGAGGUCAUCUAAAAGCAAGGCCCCCCCUCCUCCUCCAGUCCUGCAUGGUGUGUGUGUGUCACCUCACACAGCUAUGGAUCAGAAGGAGAAUCUGUUGGAGCAGGAGCUGCUGCUGACUGUAGUGCUGCCUGAGGGAGUGGAGAAAACCACGGUUGUGCAUGGCAGUAAGCCCAUGAUGGACCUGCUGGUGAUGCUGUGUGCCAAGUACCACCUGAACCCAUCAGGCCACACCAUCGAGCUGGUUUCCACCAACAGGAACCACAUCAAAUUCAAGCCCAAUGCCCUUAUCGGAUCACUGGAGGCUGAAAAGGUUCUGCUCAAGCCCAAAGGCAUGGAGGACAAGAACAAGAAAACUGGACCACAGAUGCCAGAGGCUACAGUGCGUAUGGUAAUAAAUUAUAAGAAGACUCAAAAGACGAUCCUGCGGGUGAACCCUCGAAUCCCUCUGCAGGAGCUGCUCCCUGCUAUCUGUGAGAAAUGUGAAUUUGAGCCGCGGAGCACUGUGCUGUUGCGGAAUGUGCACUCUGAGGACCCACUGGACCUGAGCAGCUCCCUCAACGAGCUCGGGCUCAGGGAAGUUUACGCAAGAGACACGAGGGGUAUGGACAGAAACUCCUUUAUCAGUCAAGAAAGCUUCCCUCCAUCUCCAACUCAUUCAGUAGAUAUAAUUCAACCGGGAAAGGACAAACUCCAGAAAGAAAAAGAAAACAAAGGAUUAUUUGGUUUAUUUAAACGAGGAAGCAAGAAGAAACAGGAACAGUCUUCGACGGUGAGCGCUCCAGCGUCUCCAGUCCACAGGAAACAGAGGCCGGUCAGCAUGAGCGCCUUGAGCACUCACUCACCCACAUACGACUCCAACACCAUGCCCUCGGACACCCCGAAAAAGAGACGCGCCCCCCUGCCCCCUCAGAUGAUCUCAUCCCAGGGCCUGCCCUCCGACCUCAACCAGCAAACCAGCAAUGUUCAGCCAAUUACUCAGCCUGAUGGCAACCAGGUCACUGCAGCUCUGAGUCGCAGCUCUUCAACCGGAUCCUCCCUGAAGAGGAGCAAACGGAAGGCGCCGCCUCCGCCCACCUCCCCCAGCAGUCUCUCAGCAGCCCCUGAUGAAGCUCCACAGGACAGGGCUGUGACAGGGUUGCCAUCAGCUCUGGAGGAGAUCCAGGAAAAAGAGGAGACGCCUAUGACCACAGAGGCCCUCGUUACCCCUGUGAGCUCCAGCCCAAUCAGUCCCAGUCCUGAAAGCCCCAGUCCUGUGCAGGAGCUGCUGGAAGAUGACAGCAGCAUCAACCUGUCUGCUGACAUUUCCAUGGACUCGGGUAGAGCAGGAACUGCCUCGCCCUCUCAAGACUCCGAAGAGGUUGAGAUUGUGGCGCCACCUGGAGGAAGCACAGAAGAUGUGUCAUGUGAUCUGACCACAGAUGGCAAAUUAGAUGUGGAAUGCAAGGUGAAUGGACAUCGGGCCGAGACUGAUGAUGUCUUUCUACAGCCAGGAGACAAAGCUGAUUUUGAGAAGUGGACUGAAGAAGCCUCUUCGGCUACUGAAAAGCACAAAGUUAUGAAAGAUGAGUGCACUUCCACCGUAGAUGUUACACAGGAAGAAACUCUUCAGGAUCCUGCCUCGUCACGUACACAUGCAGUCACAUACACUCAGCAAGCAGAGCCGCAGGCGCCUCCUAGGCCUGGCCCUGCGGCAGCCUCAGGGCAAGCAGCACAGGAUGCUUCCCCCACUGUUUUCAGUCUGAGUCACACACAUGCACAGAUUCAGACAGAGACAUGGUGCACUUCUACUGAGCUUAAGCCCAAGUCCAGCCCAAAAGAGCUGACCUCUGCAGUGCCUUUAGCCUCAUCUAGCUUAAAGCGGGACAUGGCUACUUCUACAGAAGAACUCCAUACGCAAGAGGUUCACAGCCCUGAGACACAGUCAUCCAUGCACACUCAUGCCCCUGAGAGCCAUAGUUCCAUACAAACUCAAGUCUCUGAAAGACAGACACCCACACAUUCCCAGACCUUGGAGGGUAAUCUGUCCUCACCGAUUCCCUCAGCCACUACUGCAGGAAACCUGCAAUACAUUACAGAGUCUGAGCCUAAACCCAAACCUUCCAAUGAGCUCACUCGCAACUACAUCCCCAAAGUGGGCAUGACCACCUACACCAUCGUGCCUCAGCGGUCCCUGGACAAGCUGCGCUUCUUCGAGGUGGAGCUGACUCUCGAGUCCCCCAGCAAGACUGAAGCUCAAGAGGUGAGCACUGAAGGUACCGAAAGGUUGGAUGAUCCACCUAGGAUCACAUCCCAUGCCACAGCACCCCCCCAGUCCACAAACGGCCUCGCUGCUCCACUCAGUUCUAGCAGCAGUGAACUGUCCCACUCCAUUCCCUCAUCUCCAGCAUCGCCUGAGGCUGAUGGCUCUGCUUUCACUGCAGAUCAAGAAGGCCAUGAGGUUAAGGAGAAGAAAGUUCCACCUGCAACAAGGCCCAAACCAGCUUCUUUCCGCUUACCACAGCACAAAAGAACACCUGGGAGUUAUGUAAGCUCAGCAGCAGUGAGGAGCUUGAGUGUGAGUGACAGCGGCAGCAGCAGCACUGCCGGAGGGAGCCAUUGGGAGGCCCUAGGCAGUCUGUGGAGAGACAGUUACCCUGGGGUAACGCAGAACUUCCCCCCUUCUCCACCACCAGCCCAAUGGGAAAACGAAAAAGAGACUGUAGAGGUGCAGCAAGCCUCUUUAUCGCAGACUCCACUAAAACAGGAAGAGCCACAGAAACCCAUUGCAGCAUUCUUUCCGAAGGAGUCUGAAGUAUCUGGAGAGACAAGACAUUCCCAGCUUCCUUGCCAGAUGAGUCAGCCAACUGCUGGUCUGUCCCUGGAGAAGCUGCGAAGCUUUGCAGCACCCAAACCGUACUCCCCCACCACACAAUCCCGCUUUGCCCAGGCUGUCUCUUCCGCAGUCAAAAGAGCCCAAUCACUGAGCACCAGUCCUGUGGGGCAGGAGUAUGGCCGCAAGGUGCCCCUAGCACUGACCAAACGCAGUACAUUUGGAGGGUCGCUUGACUUGCCUGAGUCACCAACUUCUCCAGAUCUGGACAGUGAGUAUGGACAGAGGAAGGCCGUCAGUGAGACUUGGACUCCUCCAGAAGGAUGCAGUGACCCAGCACAGGGGUCUCCUCAUACUGAAGCCCCUCAUACUGAGGGGACACUGAAGAAUGGAACAACUGAUCUCUCAUCAGGAUGUGUGAUGUCUCCUGUGACGGGUCCUGCUCCAAGUUUGCAAGAUGCAGCACAAUGUCAGGAGGAAUAAAGCCUCUCUUCACAUUCUUAGCUUUAGCUUUGAUCCCACUGUGCCUUAGUGAGCACUUUUAAGCGUAGUGCCUCUGCAUCCUGUUCUUCGGUUUCUCCAGCCAUCCCACUCGUUUCCCCUUUUCUGUCUACACCGAGGACACUGCAGCUCAAUGUCGGUAAACCAGGGCAGUCAUAGUGCUGGAAGGCAGCAACUCAUUCUGGGUUCUAAUGUUCCUGAUCUGGUUUAACUCAUCAGGGGUGAAUGAUCUGUUUAUAAGUUGGAACAGGUGGGUUAGAGCACAGAGGAAACUGAACUGUGCACUGCUUCAGCCUUCGAGGACUGGACAUACCCAUCCAAACUAUAAACUCAGAAACUGCUCUCUGGACUGUUUUCUAUUUUCUGUCUGAGAAUGAGUGCGAAUGUAGAGUCAGCUUUUGCUUCUCAUGUUUCAUUGAUUAUGAAGACUGACUUUAAAAUCAACUCUCUUAUUUGGAAAUAUUUAAUGCAGUAUAUUGUGGUGAUAUUGGAAAAAAAACAGAACACAAGGCGCACCUGAGGGAAGUAAAUCACUGAGGUUUAAACCUCUGUCCUAACUUAUUAUGCAAGAGACUUGCUUGGUCUGUAAUUGUUCGGAGACCUAUUGGAAUAUGUUGUGUUUAUUUUAUUCUCAAAUUUAUUAUAUUAAAAUCUUUAUGAAUUAUCAGGUGUCAAAACAUGCAUAUUGAUUCUGAACCUUGUUUAAGUUGUUUUAUAUGAUUUAUUUUUCAUUAAUUAUGAAUAUGUUCAGUUUUAUGAAAGAUCAUUUGUUUUAUUUGAGUUUGUUUGAUGUUUUUCUUUAACUUAUUAGGUGUAGGGCAUAGAAUACUGUUAUCAACGAACGUGGAAAGGGUACUUACACCAAAAUGGUGUCACCGUUUACCCAUGUGCAUGUAUACUGAACAAAUACUUUUGUGCUGGUAAACACAACUAGUACACAUGACGACGUAAUUGUAAAUGACAUAAAAGACAGUAAAGUAAGCAGUAUGUAAUAAUGUGCACCUACACAUAGAUUAUAAUGCAUUACACCUGUGGGUGUUUCAUUUGUGUAGCAAAUGGAUAAGAAAGAAGGUAGCCAAAAAAAACAUUGAGUUACAUCAUUUCAACAAAACUGAAAGACAAAAAGAAAGACACUGGGCUGCUCAUGCUUGAUUUGAAGACAAUACUGCUGUAAUAUCUGAAAUUCUUUCCAGUCUGUGCAUUAAAAUGUAACAUAUGAGUCA